Molecule: messenger RNA, 1133 nt
Organism: Jatropha curcas
Lineage: Eukaryota; Viridiplantae; Streptophyta; Magnoliopsida; Malpighiales; Euphorbiaceae
Product: CASP-like protein 4A3
Source: RefSeq, a predicted model, not a curated record
UUUUGAAGCUUCCUUCAACCUUUUCUUUUUUCUUGCUUCCCAAACAGUCACUCACUUUGUUCGUUAAAUUCCGCGAAAUCAUAAGCAAAAUUAAAAAUCCAUGGAAACCAAACCCAAAAACAGAACUCAAAAUCCACUCAACAUGAAACGAUCGUCCUCUUCCAAUUCGGAUCCACGCUCUCACUUUGAAUCGCCACUCUCUCCUCUCCGAAGCAACUCACCCCUCCCCUCCGACCAGGGCGAUCCGCACGAGUCUCCUCCUUUUGUUUCUCCAAUGAACUCGCCGGGUAGGUCUUCCCCGGUCGAUAACUCCAUGGCAAUCGUUGCUGUUGAUAAGUUCACUCAAUGUACUCCCCAGCCGUCACCCCUGCCACCGGAGAAUGUGUAUGCUCAGGCUAAAGCUCAGUCUCAGGCUCCACCUUUGAUGAUGAACAGAGCUGUGAGAGAAGAGGGGCAUCCAGUUAGGGGAAAGAUGAGGCCUGAUGAGAGAUCGGCGGCGGUGGAGACAUGGAGAUCAAGGAGAGAGGAUAUGAUGAAAGUCGCUGAAUUAGGGUUUAGAAUUAGUGAAGUUGUCUUGUGCUUGAUUUCGUUCUCGGUUAUGGCGGCUGAUAAGACUCAGGGGUGGAGUGGCGAUUCCUAUGAUCGAUACAGAGAAUACAGGUAUUGCUUGUCUGUGAAUGUUAUUGCAUUUGUAUAUUCGGGGUUUCAGGCUUAUGAUCUAUCCUACCAUCUGGUCUCGGGGAAACAUGUGAUCCGUCACCACCUCCGCCGUCAUUUCAAUUUCCUCAUGGAUCAGAUAUUAGCAUAUCUUCUGAUAUCAGCAUCAUCAGCAGCAGCUACUCGUGUUGAUGACUGGCAAUCUAAUUGGGGCAAAGAUGAAUUCACAGAGAUGGCUAGUGCUUCUAUCGCAAUGGCUUUCCUGGCAUUUAUUGCCUUUGCUGUUAGCUCCAUUUUUUCUGGUUACAACCUAUACAACAAUGCUGCGACUUGAUCUCAGAAGCACUUUUCAGAUUCUAUCUAAUAACACUGAGAAAAGGAAACAAGAAAAUGCCAAAUGCAAUACAUUUUUUAUGGUGUACAGAGACAGAUAGGAGAAAUUUAUUUUUCAACCUUUUUUUUUUUUUUUUUUUUUU